AUGUUUGGCAUAAAGAAAGAGGACAGUGUGGUUACUUUAACUAAACCACAACUAUUUUCAAUUUAUGAUAAGGAAGUUAUCAUAAACGAUCAGGAUUACAAUCGAGUCAGGGAUAUCUUAGCACGCAAAAGCGACGGUAAAACGUUUAAAGAUCGAAAAGUUCAUGUGAACGCAAUCAAUGUAAUAUUUGCUGGUCUUGUGCUAUUUUGCCUUGGUGUUGUGUUUGCAAUUAUUUCUGAGGAAAUCUACGACAAUUGUUCUCUAACGAAUGGCGUACUUUCAAUAACACUAAAUAAGAUCAAUACAUGGAUGAAUGAGUACGUGACAGGGACACCAAAAUGUGUGACGUACGGAAUACUGGGCGUAUUAUGUGGGUUUGUCAUCCCAAUAGUGGAUAAUAUACUGAAUAUUGAUAAGAGACAGAUUAAAAACAACGAUUUCAAUUCCAUUUUGAAAUGUUUGAAUGCUAUGUUGGGAAUUUGUUUAGGAAUUCGCAACAUUGAAUGGUCAUCCUCAUUGCAGGCGAGCGUUGCAUGGUGUCUUUUAAACAUAAUCUUAUGGUUGUUUUUGGAUGGAACUGAGUCUAUAGCCCUGGUAGGAAUUGUCAUAAGUCUUACCAGCUGCGUUAUCUCAUUUCAACAACUUUUUGAUGUUACUGAAAUAAUUUAUAUCGUUGAUUUCUACUUCUUCAGUUUCCUAGUUUUUGGUAAGAUGGGGAGAUACUUGUUUAGAAGUUACUAUAAUUAG
This is a messenger RNA of Kazachstania africana CBS 2517, 747 nucleotides long. RefSeq names its product Nsg1p (gene NSG1). The record is from RefSeq and is a predicted model, not a curated record. The transcript has a single exon. Bases 1 to 747 code for a protein of 248 amino acids. Gene Ontology annotation, biological process: sterol biosynthetic process. Gene Ontology annotation, cellular component: endoplasmic reticulum. NCBI's taxonomy places the organism in Eukaryota, Fungi, Ascomycota, Saccharomycetes, Saccharomycetales, Saccharomycetaceae.